CGGGGUGGGGUAAUGUUGUGCCUCUGAGAAAAGAAGGAUGAGAUGCUGAGAGUUCCUGACAGAGGCCAUCCUUCUUCCAUUUGCCAAUCCAACAUGGAAGCCCCUCUUGUAAGCCUGGAUGAAGAGUUUGAAGAUCUGAGGCCAUGCUACAUAGCGGAUAGGGAAGAGAAAGCUCAUUAUUUUUAUGGCUCUUCAGCUCAGCACUUGGAGGAUCCUUCUCUUUCUGAGCUUGAGAACUUCUCUUCUGAGAUCAUCAGCUUCAAGUCCAUGGAAGAUUUGGUCAAUGAAUUUGACGAGAAGCUCAAUAUUUGCUUUCGGAAUUACAAUGCCAAAACAGAGAACUUGGCUCCCGUGAAGAACCAUUUCCAGAUCCAGGAAGAAGAGGAGAAUCUGCAGGAUGAAGAGUAAGUCAAGAAAUGAACAGUCAUAGAAAUUGUUUCUGGUUAGCACUUUCUCAGUGCUUUCUACCUGAAGGCAUCUAAUAGAACAUCUACUGAUUCAAAGACAUACCAGCUUUUCUUCUUCCUUUUAUUUUUAUUUUCCCCUUUAUUGAAAGUGAUUUAUUUUUAGGUCCCCUUUUUGAAAUUGAAUUAUGGACUCAAAUUAUUUGAAGGGCUCCAAGUUGAGAAAAUCUGAUUUGGUAUAAAAGCAUCUAUUGAUAGAUACAAAAUUGUGUCCAUUAAAAAGAAAACAUCCCAAAGAUGCAAUUGCAUUUUUGUGCAACUUUUAAAGAAAACAGCUGCAAGUGGAUGUGAAAACAAGAAACAGCCCAAAAGUUCAAACAAAGAAGCAAAACUAAAUUUAUAGAUUCUUUCUUUGUUAGUGUAACAAUUAUUUAGUUUUUGUUCCCUAGAUCAGGAGUCCCCAGUCUGGGUCCAUGGCUUAUUAGGAACUGGGCUGCUCAAGCAGGCAAGGCUAUAUUAGACUGGAUUAUUGUAACACGCUCUACAUGGGGCUGCCCUUGAAGAGUGUUCGAAGACUUCAGUU
This is a messenger RNA of Thamnophis sirtalis, 987 nucleotides long. RefSeq names its product fasciculation and elongation protein zeta 1 (gene FEZ1). The record is from RefSeq and is a predicted model, not a curated record. Gene Ontology annotation, cellular component: cytoplasm; axon. Lineage: Eukaryota; Metazoa; Chordata; Lepidosauria; Squamata; Natricidae.